Musca vetustissima is the source of this 1171-nucleotide messenger RNA. Its product is annotated as TOM1-like protein 2. The record is from RefSeq and is a predicted model, not a curated record. The transcript has 6 exons. NCBI's taxonomy places the organism in Eukaryota, Metazoa, Arthropoda, Insecta, Diptera, Muscidae. Gene Ontology annotation, molecular function: clathrin binding; phosphatidylinositol binding; ubiquitin binding. Gene Ontology annotation, cellular component: membrane; endosome. Gene Ontology annotation, biological process: signal transduction. Bases 26 to 1171 code for a protein of 381 amino acids.
UAGAACAAAGUGUAAACGUCAAGAAAUGGCAUCGUUUUUAAAUUUGGGAACCAACCCAUUUUCAACGCCUGUAGGCCAAAGAAUUGAACAAGCAACAGAUGGUUCGAUGGCCACAGAAAACUGGGCAUUGAAUAUGGAAAUAUGCGAUAUGAUCAAUGAAUCUUCCGAUACAGCUCGUGAUGCCAUGAAAGCCAUACGCAAACGUUUACAACAAAAUGCUGGAAAAAAUAAUCAAGUUAUUAUGUAUACUUUGACAGUGCUGGAGACAUGUGUCAAGAAUUGCGGUAAAGCCUUUCAUGUGUUAGUGGCCCAGAAAGAUUUCAUACAAGAGUUGGUUAAACUUAUUGGUCCUAAAAAUGAUCCCCCUUUGGUGGUGCAGGAAAAGGUACUUAAUCUUAUACAAGUUUGGGCAGAUGCCUUCAAAAAUCAACCGGAUCUUAAUGGAGUCACACAAAUGUACAUCGAAUUGAAAAAUAAAGGUAUUGAAUUUCCACAAACCGACAUUGAAAAUAUGGCUCCGAUUUAUACACCACAACGAAGUGUACCAGAACCUCCGCCACCGCAAGCGGUGCCUCAACAGGCAGUUUCGCCUCAGCAUGCCACUAUGACAGCUGGAAUGCCGAAUACCGGCUCAAAUCAGCUAACACAGGAACAAAUUGCUAAAUUACAUUCUGAAUUGGAAAUUGUUUCAAUGAAUAUAUCAAUUCUAGGCGAAAUGCUCACAGAACUAAGGCCAGGCCAAGAAGAUCCAGAUGAUUAUCAAUUGCUUAAUGAUUUAACAGCUACUUGCAAAGAAAUGCAAUCACGUAUUGUUGAUCUUAUUGCUCGUGUUACCGACGAUGAAUUAACCGCAGAAUUAUUACGCAUCAAUGAUGAAUUGAAUAACAUGUUUUUGCGUCAUCAACGUUAUGAAAAGAAUCGUGCAACUACUACAAAUAUGACUUCUCCAUCGGCUGUAUUGGGCGCUGCCAUGGGUGUACCCACUUCAAAUGCACCAGUAUCGAAUAUACCAGCUGCUGAACCAAAAUUAUUAGAUUUUCCCGAAGCUAAUAAAGAUGAUAUGCUAAAUAGUUUUAAUCGUUUGGGUCUAAAUAAUGCAACGAAACCCAGCAACAAAGAUGCUGAUGAAUUUGAUAUGUUGGCACAAUCUCGCACCAAUGGCAACAAGUAA